CCCCAGGUGAACCUGACGGCCACCAUGGGCACGCUGGCGGUGGCGGCCGAGGUGGAGGGGGUGGCGCUGCGGGGGGAGGGCGAGGCCCGGCUCUCGUUGUCCUCCCCCCACCUCGACCACCUCAACCGGCAGCUGCAGUUCGUCACCUACACCAACACCCUGUUCCACCCCGACACCGCCGACAUCGUGCAGUUCUCCACCGACGGACACGAGGCCGCCUUCGCCAUCCGCAUCCGCCACCCGCCCACCCCUCGCCUCUACAGCCCGGGACCCCCGGGGGACGGGGACGGAGGGUACAACAUCACGGCUCUGGUCACUGUGGCCACCAAGACGUUCCUGCGCUACGACAAGCUGCGGGCGCUCAUCGCCAGCAUCCGCCGCUUCUACCCCGCCGUCACCAUCGUGGUGGCCGAUGACAGCCAGCGCCCCGAGCCGCUGCAGGGCCCCCACCUCGAGCACUACCUCAUGCCCUUCGGCAAGGUGGGCCGGGGGG
Oxyura jamaicensis (ruddy duck) is the source of this 493-nucleotide messenger RNA. RefSeq names its product beta-1,4 N-acetylgalactosaminyltransferase 1-like. The transcript has 3 exons. NCBI's taxonomy places the organism in Eukaryota, Metazoa, Chordata, Aves, Anseriformes, Anatidae. The annotation marks the transcript as partial. Gene Ontology annotation, biological process: ganglioside biosynthetic process. The record is from RefSeq and is a predicted model, not a curated record.